AUGAAUAGUGAUAAAUUCAAGGUUUUAAAAUUUGGUCAUAUAAACUGCAGAUCAGUUUUAUCAGGAUUUCAUGAAUUUAGUACACUGGUUCAAAAGAACAACCUUGAUAUUGUUGGAAUAUCGGAAACGUGGCUAUCAAAAGAUAUAUCUAAUGACCAUAUAAGAAUGAAUGGAUACAACUGCUAUCGCUGUGAUAGAGAUGGGCGAGGUGGUGGGGUUGCAGUCUUUGUAAACAACCACUACAACUCUUCCAUAAUUUCAUUUGGGCAAGGUCUUGAAUAUAUAUGGUUGAAGGUGCAGCUUCCAAAACAAAAAGUUGCUAUUGGUAUAUUCUAUCGGCCCCCACAUAGCUCUGUUACAGAAGCCGGUAAUACCUUUGAUAACAUGUUGCCUGCCAUAUUAGCUGAAUAUGAUGAUAUCAUCCUUGCAGGGGAUAUUAAUGUUAAUUUGCUUUCAGUUUGUAACAAGUUGACUACAGUAUAUUCAGAUAACAGAUAG
Acanthoscelides obtectus is the source of this 498-nucleotide messenger RNA. The record is from the annotation of a GenBank genome assembly. Lineage: Eukaryota; Metazoa; Arthropoda; Insecta; Coleoptera; Chrysomelidae.